UUUCUCCCUCCAGCAGGUGGCGUUUUUGUAUUGAGGUUAAUGAGUAUCGAAUUUGGUCAACAACAAAUUAUGGUUUAUUUGCUACGUGAGGUGUAUUUGAUCAAAUAGAAGUUACAAAUCUUAAAUUAUUACGAGUGUACCGAUAAGUAGGAAACGCGACACCCCGGAAACUUUGAGAAGAAAAAAAAAACACUUUAAAUCGGAGUUGUCUCAAUGGCUGGCUAUUCAUGGCAUGAAGCUAGUAGCAUAGCGUUCCCAUUGAAUACAGGGCGGUUGACGUCAACAACCCUCCUCGAAUAUUCAAAAGAGAUCACAUGAUUGAGAUGUAUUCACCAAUCCAAAGAAAGGAUAGGCGAGAGCUAAGCAGCCCAGCCGUGUUGCUUUGUGAACAACAACUCCGGUUGUUAAGGCGGGGAGAUCGUUGGUUUCUCCCGGAGGACAAGUGCAAUAGGUGAUGGAAAUAAUGCAGUCCAACCGGUUACCUUUCAUUAAUCGGGUCAUUCUGUUACAAUAGACCUGAAACACUGGUAAAUCACCAGCCUACACCUUUUUAUUUUGUGUCAACGUCAAGGUGACUGCCCAAUAAAUCAUAUUCCUGUUUGGUUGAAUAUGCCAUCCUAGACUAGUUUACCUGUAGAUAUUGCUAUAGUAAAGGACUGUCCCACCUCAAAGCUCAACAAGCAGUCACUUUUGCAUUGUUUAUUGAAAGUUUGCCUGUAAAAGUAAAGCCCACGUUUACCAAUAUUUUACCAAUCAAGGCUUUGACAUCGACACAGGUGAAUUGCUCUCGAAUCUUGAUAACAGAUAACCCGGACAGCUCGACAGUGAAGCAAGGUUGAGCGCAACAGAGGACACAACGCAGGAGCGAUUGUAUUACAUCAGUUGUCCAUCGAACUUUCACAAGGACUCUAACCAGAUUUUUUUUUGUGGUAUCUUAAUAGAAAGCUAAAAUGUGGAAUAUUUUUAUGUGAAAGCUGUGGGAAAUUUAUGGUUUCGGAUUUCUUGGAUUCCUCUUUGAAGUAAAAAAAAAAUAUGUCCUCGCACCAGUUUGGUGUCCACAAAUGGCACAUUUUUAAGUUGACUCUAUUGAUAUUUGUGAUUGGAGGUGUAAACUGUGAUUUGACCAUCUCUCCCCUGGGACCCUCACUGCUCAACACCACUGUUGGCAGCAAUGUGACUCUGGUAGUGACCAUCAGUGGUGCACCUGACCCUGUGGUCACAUGGAAUAUGGGGAGUUUACCUGUGGUUACCUGGACCCUUGGCUCCAGUGUUGCACCAGACAUAGCCAUCAUUCACCGUAAUGUGCUGAAGAUUGAGACCGAUGGGUCCCUCACCUUCCGAAAUGUGUCAUUUCUCUACAGUAACACCUACACUGUGGAGAUAGUCAAGUCUGGAUUAAAAACUGUCUCAGCCACAUUUGUGCUGAAGGUCUAUGACUACAUCCAGAACGUGUCUGUGAACACAGAGCCUGCCAAUGCCAUAGAGGGAGCCGAAAAGUUCUCUUUGCAGUAUAGCACACUGCAGGGUGAGGCCGACCAGUGCAGGUGGUACUUUAAGGGUGUGGAGGUACAGAACAACUCUCACUACACAGUGGGCCAGAAGAGCCUGGUCAUCAAUCAGCCCAACCGGAACGACACAGGACCUUACACCUUGGUCUUGACCAACCCUUUCAGCGCCGUCACAUUUCAUAGGAAUAUAACUGUUCUCUAUGGACCAGACGAGCCCAUGCUUGGAGCCAGUCCGUCCCAGGCCUUCUUUGUUUCCGGAGAUUCCCUCUCUCUCUCCUGUCAUGCCGAGGGGGUUCCCCAACCCUCCGCCUCCUGGAUGUUUGGGGGUCAGACCCUGCCCGUUUCCCAAGGAGGAAGUCUCAAUCUGACCAAUGUCCAAACUAGCCAGGGGGGCAUAUACACCUGUGUGCUGGUCAAUGUGAACACUGGAGCGCAGCGCAAGAGGAACUUGACGGUCAACGUUUAUGAGAGCCCGACAGCCAGCCCACUGUGCUCAGUCAAUGCAGUGAACGGAAAUGUCGACCUGCAGUUCCACUGCAGGUGGCCAGGAGGCACCCCAGAAGCCCUGCUGUCCUUUCCUGCCUUGACCAACACCACCAGCGGUGCUGGAGACUUCAGCCUGACCAUGCCUGCCUCUCAGGACCUCAAUGGGAAAAUGGUCUUCUGUAGGGCCAAUCAUCCCCUCCAUCAGACACAGUGCAAUAUUACUGCCACUGGUCCUGCAAAUUUUUUACCGAUGGUCUUGACCACAGUGGACCGAGAGGGUAAAAUAGUGGUCACCAUCCACUGCAACAGCGAGGCCACGCCCAAGGCUAUGGUCACAUGGUCCAAAGGUACCGAGCUCUUAGCCAAUGGGUUGCAGUACCAGAUCAGCGUGGACACUGCGCAGCUCAGCAUCCAUGAUUUUAACUCCAGCACCGCUCAGCUCUACACUUACACCUGUAACUGCAGCAACCCACUGGGCAACAAUAGAAAAAAGACUCAGUUACUGGGCCCCACCAUCUCAGAUUCCAGUCUUUUCCCUAAUCAAGAUGGAACCAUCGUCACAAUGACCUGGGAGGUCCCUCCCACCUCUGUGAUUACAGGCUUUGACAUCCAGAUGAGCGGACCAGACCUCCUAACUGUCACUAAAAAUGGCAGCCGAAGGAAAAGAUCCACAGAGGGAUUCCGGAGCAUUCAGCAGAGGUCCGGUUCCUACCGGAAAACUGAUAUCUCUGUUCUGGAUCCCAAAUCCACAUACUACUUCCGGGUCAUCCCCGUUGCUGGCAGAACUCAGGGGGAACCAUCAGCGGUGCAGAGAAUUGGACCCGGUGGUCUGAGCAGACCACAGAUUAUAGGCCUCGCUGCCGGGAUCCCCUGUAGCCUCCUCUUCCUCCUCCUCCUCAUCGGCCUCAUAUACCUCUGUGUCUACUGCUGCAAGAAGAAACGUGAACAGAACAGAUAUCCCGUGCCCAGAGCUGUAGAGAAGGUGGUGUCAACCCAACCAGACGUAAACACUCCCAACCACCUUCUGACUGGAGGACUCAAACCACUGCCUGAUUACAACAGAAUAACAUCACAGGCGGCUCCGGCUGAGCAGUCAAUCCCUCUCCCCACGUUUGUCGCUCCUCCCCCUGUGAGAACUGCCACAAUUGUGUAAACGGUAUAAAACUGUUAUUUUCACCGUGAUGUGCAAUAUUUUAUGUCAAAUGUUUUCUAUUCUUAAUAUUAUUUUAUCACUAAUGUGAAAAGCUCUUAUGUAUGUGAGGUUGAUUUAAUAUGGGGAUAUGUUGCUCUCUGUAACUGCAGAACUGACUGGUGUUUCUUAAUCAAGAUUGUGUUUCUGCUUCAACCAAAUUGAAUAUACAUGUAUAUCCGAACGCCAAUCUCUGUGAUCAGCAAACUUUGUACUGAUAUUUAUUUUAAAUAAAUCUUAUAAAAAUGA
Salmo salar (Atlantic salmon) is the source of this 3432-nucleotide messenger RNA. It is a transcript of the gene vsig10l, whose product is annotated as V-set and immunoglobulin domain containing 10 like. Lineage: Eukaryota; Metazoa; Chordata; Actinopteri; Salmoniformes; Salmonidae. The record is from RefSeq and is a predicted model, not a curated record. Gene Ontology annotation, molecular function: protein binding.